AUGGGCGACUUGCCCGAAUGGAAAGUCGGCGGUGAAAAGCUCAAGGGCAGAGCCCUGAACUGGUCCAUUGGGUUCAUCGCUAGCUGCGGGUUCCUUAUGUUUGGCUACGAUCAGGGUGUACUGAGUGCCCUGCUCACGCUUGAUUCCUUUCAGGAGGUUCUCCCGCUCAUGACCCCUCGCGACAAAUCAAAUGAUCUUUGUUGGCUGGAUAAUCCGACCAACACCAUUCCCAAUCCUACGUACUGCACAGGCGAUGCAAACACCCAGGCAGCAGGAGUCGCGAUAUACCAGAUCGGAUGCUGGAUGGGUUCACUCGUAAUUCUAGCUUAUGGUGAACGGUGGGGACGAAAGUCGAGUACAUUCUGGGGCUCUCUAAUUAUGAUCAUUGGGACAAUUAUGCAGGCGGCGUGCUUCGACUACGGCUUGUUCGUGGCAGGUCGUGUUGUUGGAGGUAUUGGGAACGGCAUGGUAACAUCUAGUGAGUAUUUCAUCAAGGUGUCUUCUACAUACAAUGAUCCUGACCGGGCAGCAAUCCCAACAUGGCAGUCCGAAUGUGCCCGACCGCACCAGCGAGGUGUCCUGAUCAUGCUCUCAGGGGCUCUUAUAUCUGCCGGUGUUAUGAUCGCAUACUGGGUGGAUUACGGAUUCUACUUCUUGACUGGUUCUGUCCGCUGGAGGUUCCCACUGAUGUUCCAAUCUUUCUUUACUAUUAUUGUCAUGAUCGGCUUACUUUAUCUUCCCGAUUCCCCAAGAUGGCUCACCAUGCAGGGACGCCAUGCUGAGGCUCGCGAUGUCACUGCUCGACUUGUGGGCAAGGUAGAAGACCACCCAGAUGUAGAGGAAGAACUACGCAGCAUUAACGAAGCAUUGGAAGUACAGAGUCGUGGCGGGAGCUUCAAGUACCGUGAACUGCUCACCAACGGGCCGUCACAGAACCUUCGCCGCUCUACUUUGGCCAUGGUCUCUCAAUUUUUCCAACAAAUGUGCGGUAUAAAUCUCGUGACUUACUACGCAACUGCGAUCUUUGAGAACUCUCUCGGAUUCGGUCCAGAAAUGGCACGUCUACUUGCGGCCUGUAAUGGAACUGAGUACUUCAUGGCGUCACUCAUAGCGCUGCCACUCAUUGAACGGACCGGUCGGCGGAAGCUGAUGAUAAUCGGUGCCUUUGGGAUGAUGGUCUCGAUGGCAAUUCUAGCUGGCACUGUAUCCACGGGCGAAAUAAUGGAAAAUGGAGCACCUAAGCUGGAGACACAAUAUGGUGUCACGGCAACUGUGUUCUUAUUUGUUUUCAAUUCCUUCUUCGCCAUUGGCUGGCUCGGAAUGACCUGGCUGUAUCCAGCCGAAAUCACAAACCUUCGCAUUCGCAUUCAGGCCAAUGCCCUGUCCACCAGUUCCAACUGGAUGUCCAACUUCCUUAUUGUCAUGAUCACUCCACCCGCUUUCGCGAACUUGGGAUACCAGACAUACAUAAUUUUCGCGGUCUUCAAUGCUGCACUUAUUCCGUGCGUUUAUCUCUUCUUCCCUGAGACCAAGGGCCGCACGCUUGAAGAGCUGGAUGUGGUCUUCGCAAGUGCUAACGCUCAGGGCAUCUCGCCUGUGAAACAGAGCUUGCAGAUGCCGAAGUUGGCUGGUGACAGUCUAGACAGAGAAUUGGCGCGCUACUUUGGUACGAGUAGUGAUGAAGAGACUUCGAGGGAGAAGUAG
Aspergillus oryzae RIB40 is the source of this 1704-nucleotide messenger RNA. RefSeq names its product sugar porter family MFS transporter. The record is from RefSeq and is a predicted model, not a curated record. Gene Ontology annotation, biological process: carbohydrate transport; transmembrane transport. Bases 1 to 1704 code for a protein of 567 amino acids. Lineage: Eukaryota; Fungi; Ascomycota; Eurotiomycetes; Eurotiales; Aspergillaceae. Gene Ontology annotation, cellular component: membrane. Gene Ontology annotation, molecular function: carbohydrate:proton symporter activity. The transcript has a single exon.